AUGCGCGGCGCGCAGCGCACGCACCAGCAGCGCGCUGCGAAUGCGAACGCAAAUGGAGCACGCCACAACGCCGCGCAGCAUCUGAAAACCAGCCUUCACGCCUUGCGCGCUGCGCGCCGCCGCGUCGGGCGCGUCGCCGCCGGGGAGCAGGCGGAGGUUGCCGUUCUGGGCGGCGAGGACUUCAUUUACAGCCAGCAGAGUGGCGUGAGGGAGGAGCUUUUCAAGGGCAGCGUUUUGGGGGUCGACGCUGACGUUGCGCAGUCCGCCUUCCGCCAGACCGAGCUGCAGUGCCUGGUGCACCUGCCGGACGGGCUGGAGCCGCCGCAGCGCUUCCUUGAGCGGGUCGCGGUGCACUUUGCCCGCAACGUGCUGUCGGGCGCGGGCGACAUCCCCGGGCAAGUGCCGCUGGUGCUCGGCAUCUGGGGCCCCAAAGGCGCCGGCAAGACCUUCAAUCUCGAGCUCUGCCUCAAGAAGAUGGGCGUGUCGCCCGUGUGCCUCUCCGCCGGGGAGCUGGAAGACGAGUGGGCGGGAGAGCCAGGGCGGCGACUGCGGGAGCGAUACAGCUUUGCAGCUCGAGUCGCCUCGUCGACCGGCCGCGCGACUUGCUUAGUGAUCAGUGACCUGGACGCGGGCGUGGGCACGUUUGCACACACGCGCAACACCGUCAACACGCAGAUCCUCCAGGGCACGCUCAUGAGCCUGUCAGACGACCCCCUGUCAGUCAGCACCGGCCAGGAGUGGGCCGCCGUCAGGGGCCGCGUCCGCGUGCCGAUCUACGUUACGGCCAACGACCUCACUUGCCUGUAUGCGCCACUGGUCAGGGAGGGGCGCAUGGACAAAUUCUACUUCGAGCCGGACCGGCUUGAGAUGGCGGGAGCGCUGCAGCACCUGUUCGAUCCCCACCUGUCGCGGCCGCAGGUUGAAGCCGUGCUGGACGCCUUCCCUGGGCAGCCCAUGGACUUCUUUGGAGCCCUCAAGAGCCGCCUGGCCGACGCCGCCGUGCGCGGCUGGCUGAACGGCAGCCCACAGGGCGCGGAGGCGGCAAUCGCGGACCUGAUCCGGCAGCAGCAGCAGCGGAGGCCCGGCGCCAGGCGCGGCGGCGGCGGCGGCCCGCGGGUGGAGCUGCAGGCGACGCUGGAGGCCGUUCUGGCGGCGGGGCACGACCUGGCGCGGGAGCAGCAGGCGGUCUUAGACCUGCAGCUGUCAAAGCAGUAUAUGCCCGGCGUCGACGACAGCCCUGAGGCUGUGGAGGCGCAGCAGCAAAAGUGGCGCCGACGGCGCUGGGGCAGCCGCCCGACUCGGCAGGAGGCCGAGGCCGGCGCGUCUGAGCGCGCGGCAGCGGCGGCGGCGGCGCGGGGGCGGGCGGCGGCAGCAGAGGGGCUGGGCGCGUACUGGGAGAGCCUGGCCCAGAACUCCUGGGUGACGUCGUCCGAGGAAGAGCAGCUUUCCUCGGACUCUGAGGAAAGGCGGCCAGCGGCGGACGAGCAGCGGCAACACAUGGACAGCAGCGGCAGCGGCAACGGCGGCGGCAAUUCUUCUCCAAAAUCCGCGACGGGUGCAGGGGUCGGAGGCGACGCGGCGGCAGCUGCGGUGUCACCCGGCGGCUGGCCGCUGGUGACGCCCGACGACCUGGCGGCGGCGCUCAGGAGCAAGUCUGCCGUGGUGCUAGAUGUCCGCACCGCCAGAGACUGGGAGUGGGGCAAGAUCAAGGGCGCGGCCCACUGCCCCUUCAUCGAGUCCAAGGGUAGCAGCCUGAGCCCCACGAUAGAGCGCAACCCGAGGUUCCUAGAUCACGCAAAGUCCAAGGCCCCGGACAAGGGGCGGCACGUGAUCGUGUACGGGCCGGGGCGCGCGCAGACCGCGGAGGAGGGGGCGGUGUUUGUGAGCAAGGAGCUGUUUGUCAGCCUGGCGCCUGGCGCCGCAGGGGGGGAGGAGUGGCAGGGGAGGGGGCGGGGGCUCUUGGGGGUCUGA
Molecule: messenger RNA, 1971 nt
Organism: Monoraphidium neglectum
Lineage: Eukaryota; Viridiplantae; Chlorophyta; Chlorophyceae; Sphaeropleales; Selenastraceae
Exons: 8
Coding region: 1-1971 (656 amino acids)
Molecular function (GO): ATP hydrolysis activity; ATP binding
Source: RefSeq, a predicted model, not a curated record